Monoraphidium neglectum is the source of this 357-nucleotide messenger RNA. RefSeq lists its product as hypothetical. Lineage: Eukaryota; Viridiplantae; Chlorophyta; Chlorophyceae; Sphaeropleales; Selenastraceae. The transcript has a single exon. The record is from RefSeq and is a predicted model, not a curated record. Bases 1 to 357 code for a protein of 118 amino acids.
AUGGGACCGCAGGCGCUGCGGGACAAGAAGAUCAGGGAGGUGCGCAAGGCACAAGGCAAGGCCCAGAAGCACAAGGAGAUGGUCAAAGCGGUCAGCGGCCCCGCGCGCAGCAAGAAGACACAGAAGCGGCUGGCACACAAAGCGAAGAUGCUGGAACGCCACAUACAGGAGACGGAGGCCGGGCAAGCGGCCGGGGACGGCGCGGAGGCGGCAGCGGCUGUCUCCGGCGCGCCGGCCGGGGCCGCGGCCGCGGCGGCGGGGAAGAAGGGGCGGCGGGCGCGGCCAAAGGGUAAAGGGGCGACAGCUGCCGGCGGCGGCGCGGCGGCUGCAGCUGCAGGGGAUGCGAUGCAGGAGUGA